AUGGAUGAAAUUUUUCGACUUGCAUUUGCAACCAUAAUGGCAUUGGUUUCGAGUAUCGGACUUUGUAUCAACACUUACGUGUUGCGGGCUCUCAUUAAAAAGGAAGGACAAUUGAGCAUAUUCUACAAAUUAUGCAUCUCAAAGUCCAUAUGCAAUCUGAUCACUUGCUUCACGUUUUUGGUCUGGUCAACGCCUUGCACCUUUUUAAAUUUCUAUUACCUCCCCUACUGGGCAAAUGUAUUCUGGGGACAAGUUGCUGGAUGGGGAGCAUAUAUUACGGGAAUCUUCAUUCAAAUCUGUCUAUCUUUAAAUCGUCUUACUGUCACUUAUUUCCCAUUUUCAUCAAAUGGAAGUAACAAUCUUCUGAACAUGAACAACUGUUUGAUUUGCCUGACGAUUAUAUUUGGUUUAUCCACGAUUUAUGGCUUUCCAGAAGGUUGCGGCUACGUUUAAUUUAUUGAACUUCUUUCCUGGGCCCCAAAGAAUUCACAAUGUGCACUGAACCAUGCGGAUCAAAAUUUCAUCUUUAUUUUGACAAUGGCUAUUGUUUCCAAUUUAUCCAACCUGGCGACAUUCAUUAAACUAAUGGGUCUUACUUAUCAGCAAGCAAUGUUCAUAACACGAAGUGAGAAUCUUUCCAAAAAAGGCCGUUUGAUGUUUGCACAGAGCGUCACUCAGGAUUGCUUGCACAUGAUCGACAUGCUCGCAUGCCAAGUCAUUUACAAGUUCAACGACGCUCUCUGGUUCCAGUUCAUUUGCAUGUCCGGCGUUUGGCUCACAAUUCAUGUUUUUGACGGAUUCGUAAUGAUGAUCUACAACCGAGACAUUCACCCUUCAUUCUUCAGACGAAAAUCUAAAAUCAGACCCGUAACCAAUGUAUCUUCAAUUAAAAUUAUCUGA
Caenorhabditis elegans is the source of this 900-nucleotide messenger RNA. The record is from the annotation of a RefSeq genome assembly. NCBI's taxonomy places the organism in Eukaryota, Metazoa, Nematoda, Chromadorea, Rhabditida, Rhabditidae.